AUGCCAGACGAGCACUGGCGCGCUGAAAUACACGAAACCGCUUUGCUCUUGGAGGCUGUUGCGAGUGGCGACAGGUCUCGGGUGGUCAAACAAUUGACAGACUACCUCUUGGCCAAGGACGAGCGAAAAGCACAUGGCGACGAGACGGCCGACGAGCAGCAAGAACACUACGGGGACGAGGAAGAGCAAGAAUACGGGGAGACCUAUGGCGAAGAUGGAGACCAAUAUGGCUAUGAGAACGACGACUAUCAGCAGCACGAGGCCUACGACGAUGAGUACGGAGCUGAGGUCUACGUUGCAGCUGAUGACGACUAUCAAGGCGAGGCUUACAUGUCUGGCGCGUACAAUGAAGCUGAUGAGGGCGACGAUCUGUACGACAAGGAAGGCUACGACGAGGGAUACGGCUACGACAACAACUACAACCAAACGCCAUACGCGCCGCACGAUUCAUCGGCCGUUUCGGCCUACAAGAAUGGAAGCAUGGCGGGGAUCGGCAAUGAAUACGAUGACGGUUCCUACUACCAGGACGAAGGAUAUGAUCCUGCUUACUACGAGCAGGAGGACAUCGCCUAUGAGGGACAAAAUGACCUUGAAUGGGAUGGCGAAGACGGUCAAUAUCCAGGCCAAGGUGGUGCGAUGUCUUAUGGAGGAGGUGAGUGGUCUCAAGAGGCGGAAUACGAACUACGCUCAGAUGACCAAAUACAGGUCGUCGAUGAAGUCGACAAUGACACAGCCGAGCAAUGGCAGGCGGACGACAUGUACCAGUACUUGGACGAUAGCACCUAUGGCGCGGAGGAUCCCGGGUACGCUGAAGAGCAGGAGGCUCCGUUAUAUCGUGAGAUUCAGGUGUAUCCCGAUCCGGAUGACCCGUCGCCCGUAUACGCUCAUCUCCCAAUCGAGCGACAUCAAUCUCACAGACAACAACAACCGUAUCCGGAUGAUACGUCUUCCGGAUAUAUUCCUCUCCCUAUCGAGCGACAUCAAUCACAGAGAUACCAGCCGUAUCCCGAUGAUCAGUGGCUCUCCCAUAUUAUUACGACCGAGCCACCGCCCGAAUACUCUGAAGUACAGCACGAGGGGCCAUCGAGGACACCUAGUGGAAUGACAGCACUGCAAAGGGCCGGUCUCCAGGAAAUCGAAAGCAGCAACGCGUCUGGGAACGACAACGGGGCAUCCAUGCAGCUACCCCCUGGAUACGGAAAUGGGUCUCACACUCAGUCUGUUGCCAGAAGGCUUACAGAAGAUGAGGACGAAGAUGCAGCGUGGGAAGAUGAGCAGUGCCGGGACGACGACGAUGUGGUAUCUCCAGCCACACCUGGAGACGGGUACCUCCAGUUCAAUCCUCUUAGCCACCUAUACAGUGGGCCGCGGCUUGCCAUGCCUGUGCCACCCAUGAGAGGGAGCAGCUCUAGACGGAGCUGGGAGCAGUAG
This is a messenger RNA of Cladophialophora carrionii CBS 160.54, 1431 nucleotides long. RefSeq lists its product as uncharacterized. The coding region runs from base 1 to 1431 and encodes 476 amino acids. NCBI's taxonomy places the organism in Eukaryota, Fungi, Ascomycota, Eurotiomycetes, Chaetothyriales, Herpotrichiellaceae. The record is from RefSeq and is a predicted model, not a curated record. The transcript has a single exon.